UAUCUUUUGCAGGGACUUGGGAAGACGGUUUCCACUAUAGCUCUUAUAUUGAAGGAACGGUCUAAACCUGCCCAAGCAUGUGAAGAAAGUACGAAGAAAGAGAUUUUUGACCUUGAAAGCGAGAGUGGAGAAUGUGCGCCUUUAAAACCCAGUGGUAAAAGCGAUCAUUUUGAACACUCUCAAUUGCUUUCCAAUGAAAGCAAAGUUGGUGGAGAUAGUGUGGGUAAAGUGAGGGGAAGGCCAGCUGCUGGAACUCUUGUUGUCUGUCCCACUAGUGUUAUGCGGCAGUGGGCUGAUGAAUUACAUAAGAAGGUGACUAGUGAAGCGAAUCUCUCUGUUCUGGUAUACCAUGGGUCUAGCAGGACAAAGGAUCCUCAUGAGCUGGCUAAAUAUGAUGUUGUUGUUACCACAUUUUCUAUCGUAAGUAUGGAAGUGCCGAAGCAGCCUCUUGUAGACAAUGAUGACGAAGAGAAGGGUGGGGUACAUGAUGGUGAAUCUGCAACUAAU
Molecule: messenger RNA, 507 nt
Organism: Camelina sativa (false flax)
Lineage: Eukaryota; Viridiplantae; Streptophyta; Magnoliopsida; Brassicales; Brassicaceae
Source: RefSeq, a predicted model, not a curated record